Molecule: messenger RNA, 1257 nt
Organism: Hydatigera taeniaeformis
Lineage: Eukaryota; Metazoa; Platyhelminthes; Cestoda; Cyclophyllidea; Taeniidae
Source: the annotation of a GenBank genome assembly
AUGACAGUGGAUGCUUUAAAGAAGAAGAACUCUGAUUGUAGAACACUUACACUGAAUGGGCAUGUGGGUUUUGUUAGUCUGCCCGACCAGAUCGUCGAUAAGUCCAUUAACGAGGGAUUCAUUUUUAACAUUCUCUGCGUUGGUGAAACUGGGUUGGGGAAGUCUACUCUCAUAGAAACUCUUUUCAACCAGAAGUUUGAUUUUACACCCUCCUCACAUGAUUCGACAGACGUAAAGUUGAAGUCUAAGACAUACGACCUAAAGGAGGGCAAUGUAAAGCUAAAGUUGACUGUCACCGAAACUUGUGGUUUUGGCGAUCAAAUCAAUAAGGAAAACAGUGCCGAUAGCGUCGUGGAGUUUUUGGAUCAGCAGUACGAAAGCUAUCUGCAAGAAGAACUCAAAAUCAAGCGUUCAAUGCAUACGUAUCAUGAUACACGCGUUCAUGUUUGUCUGUACUUCAUUGCUCCAACCGGGCACAGCUUAAAGUCGGUGGAUCUUGUAGCACUGAAAAAGCUGCAGGACAAGGUGAACAUAAUUCCGAUCAUUGCGAAAUCGGACACCAUCACAAAAGGAGAGCUUUCAAAGUUUAAGGCGAAGGUAAUGUCAGAGGUGAAGGCGAACGGCAUUCAUCUCUAUCAAUUUCCAACCGAUGAUGAGAUGGUGAGCGAGUUGAACGAUAGCACAAACAAGAUGCUACCUUUCGCAGUGGUGGGCAGCACCGAGGAGGCCAAGGUGAAUGGACGUACCUUGCGUGUUCGUCAAUACCCUUGGGGUUGUGUGCAGGUCGAAAACGAGGCGCAUUGUGACUUUGUGCGUCUGCGUGAGAUGCUAUUGCGGGUGAACAUGGAGGACUUGCGCGAGCGAACGCAUACGGUGCACUACGAGACGUAUCGGAAGCGGCGUCUCUCGGAGAUGGGAUUUAGGGAUGAUGAGAAGAUAUCGUUGCAGGAGACGUACGAGAAGCGGCGCGAGACGCAGCAAAAGGAGUUAAAGCAGAAGGAGGAGGAGAUGCGUCAAAUGUUUGUCCAACGUGUGAAAGAGAAGGAACAAGUUCUCAAGGAGACUGAACGCGAGCUGCAGGCGAAAUUCGAAGCGAUAAAGAAGCAACAUGCUGAGGAGAGGAAGAAACUGGAAGAGAAACGUCGCAUUCUCUCCGAGGAGAUGGCCGCUUUCGAGCGACGCAAACAACUAGCAGAGCAGGCGAAACAAGGCAAUCUGUCCGGUGCCGCAUCCGCUACCAUGAAAAAGAAGAAGUAA